This is a messenger RNA of Merops nubicus (carmine bee-eater), 1596 nucleotides long. It is a transcript of the gene MXRA8, whose product is annotated as matrix-remodelling associated 8. NCBI's taxonomy places the organism in Eukaryota, Metazoa, Chordata, Aves, Coraciiformes, Meropidae. The record is from RefSeq and is a predicted model, not a curated record. The transcript is spliced from 8 exons. Gene Ontology annotation, biological process: establishment of glial blood-brain barrier; cell adhesion. Gene Ontology annotation, cellular component: cell surface; membrane. The annotation marks the transcript as partial.
UGCCCGCCGACGCCUCCAACCCCGCCAGCGUGGUGGUGUCGGUGCUGAACGUGAGCGCCCCGCUGGGCACCCAGGCCCUGCUGCCCUGCAGGAGCCACCGCAUCGUCUGGACCCAGGACCGGCUCCGCGACCGCCAGCGCGUGGUGCACUGGGACCUGCUCAGCACCCGCGCCGGGGAGGGCAGGAUGGAGAGGCUGUGUGACAUGUACUCGGCUGGGAAGCAGCGUGUGUACAACUCCUACAACAAGGGGAGGAUCUUCAUGCCCCAGAGUGCUUUUACGGAUGGCAACUUCUCCUUGGUGAUCAAAGGUGUUGCAGAGAGUGAUGAAGGCACAUAUUCUUGUAGUCUCCACCACCACUACUGCCACUUACACGAAACUGUGAAAAUCCGACUCGCCAUCACCAAGAAAGCCCAGGAGGCCCGGGAGUACUGGGAUGGGGAGAAGCCUGUGAUCGUGGCCCUGGCUGGCAGCACGGUGGCGCUGCCCUGCGUGAACAGAAACCACAUCUGGACGGAGUGGCACAGCGAGGAGGAGCAGCAGGUGGUGCACUGGGACAGGCAGCCCCCGGGGGUGCCCCACGACAGGGCCGACCGCCUCAUCGACCUGUACGCCUCCGGGGAGCGCCGCUCCUACGGGCCCCUCUUCAUCAGGCAGAAGAUGAACAUCACCGACACGGCCUUUGCCCUGGGAGACUUCUCCCUGAGCAUCUCCCAGCUGGAGAGUGCAGAUGAAGGCACCUACUCCUGCCACCUGCACCACCACUACUGUGGGCUGCACGAGCGCAGGAUCUACCGAGUGUUCGUGACGGAGCCGGUGAGGGAGAAGAAGCUGGUGAACCUCACCACCCACAACAUCGCCCCCGCCGUGGAUCCCAACGUUGUCAGGGGCCACAACGUCAUAAACGUGAUCAUCCCCGAGAGCCGGGUGCACUUCUUCCAGCAGCUGGGCUAUGUCCUGGCAACUCUGCUGCUCUUCCUCGUCCUCCUCAUCAUCGUCGUCCUCGUCACCCGCAAGCGCCGGCAGAGAGGUUACGAAUACAAUGUGAAGAAAUAUGGAGAGAAGGAUGUAAAUCUUAAAGAAUUUACGGUCGACACAACAGAUCUGACUCAACAGAAAAGUGAAGACAUCAGGCUGGAUUACAAAAACAACAUCCUGAAGGAGAAGGCUGAGCAAGCCAGAAGCUUCCCAGCAAAAAACAUUGAUUUAGACAAAGAUUUCAGGAAGGAAUAUUGUAAAUGAAGACAUUGCCAAGCUGCUGGCUGGACCAGAAGCUUCAAUCAAAGAUAGAUAAAUGGAAGAGAGAUGCCUCUUAAUAUCACGGCCCUCCAGUUACCAUAGAUUUUUUUUUUUUCACAUAGACUUUCUCCCCACUAAGCACAAGGGUAUUUGCAAAUGCUUCUUGAAAGAGUUAGACUGUCUUGUGGGCACUUAUGAUGGGUUUGGGGUGCCUUUUCCUCUUCUGUUCUCCCAAUCCUCCAUUCCCCUUUUCUUUCUUGAUAUUAUUGUUGGUUUUAUGCAUCAAUGAUUUUUAUGAGCUGCAUCAGCAGACCUUUUGCUUUGAUGUUACUGCUUUAAAUAAACCAACCUGCAUCAC